AUCCGUGCCGACAGUCGUAAUCAGAAGUCAUUUGGAUCUCCAUCAUCGACCUCUAAUACUCACGUGUUUAAACACAUCAAUCUUCGUCGGAAAAAUAAUUUCAGGGUUUGGUGAAUUUGUGAUAGCUUGACUACAUCUGUUAAAUGUUUGUUAAGUUAGGAAGCGAACAUAGUGAAACUAUUAUGAACUCUCAUGACAUAAUGGUAUAUACAACAGCUCAAGUGCAAAAGUGUAGUGAAAGUUUGCACAAAGUUUAAGUAGAUACUUAUGUAUAUUAAAACCGACUUUCUACCUUUUUAUUUCUCCCAAGUUCCCAUUGUCUCUUUCGCCAGUUCCGUAAAUUGACACUGGGAAUUUCCCGAAGAUCAGUGAGUAGCUUCAAUGAUUUUUACAACAUGGUACAACGUGGCAAAGUCCUUUGGGCGAUGCUAAUUGCUCUACUGAUUUAUCCGAACGAUAACUUGGGUGGUGCAUUUCAACCGGAAUUUGCAGCCCCAAUCGCUAAUCUCACUGUUCCCUUAGGGAGGGACGCUAUGUUUACAUGUUUAGUAGAACAUUUGGGCGGAUAUAGAGUAGGAUGGGUGAAAGCUGACACAAAGGCUAUCCAAGCGAUCCAUGAUCAUGUGAUAACCCAUAACCCUCGAGUUUUGGUCUCCCACAGUGAUCAUUCAAUGUGGAAUCUUCACAUCAAAGGUGUACAAUUAGAGGAUGCAGGCCUAUACAUGUGUCAAAUAAACACAGAUCCAAUGAAGAGUCAGACUGGAAUGCUUUCCAUCGAAGUACCACCGGACUUCGUGACUGAAGAAACUUCAGGAGACGUGAUGGUUAGUGAAGGUAGUCAGGUGAAGCUGACAUGUCGAGCUAAAGGAAAACCUGAUCCACGUGUCAUCUGGAAACGUGAAGACAAUAAAACGAUCGUUAUUCGAGAACCAGUUAUUUCUGCUAGUGGUCAAAAGUCUAAAGUUUCUUCAGUAAGUGAGUAUCAUGGUGAAGAAUUGAGGCUAACAAAGAUAUCACGACACGAUAUGGGAGCGUAUCUGUGUAUUGCAAGCAACGGAGUGCCACCGGCCAUCAGUAAGCGCAUCACGAUCAACGUUCAUUUUCCUCCAGUAAUUCACGUCCCUAAUCAACUGGUCGGAGCACCGCUGGGUACCGACGUGGCCUUAGAAUGCUUUGUCGAGGCAUCACCCAAGUCGAUCAAUUAUUGGAUGAAAGAUAAUGUCGAAAUGAUCAUCACAAGCACAAGACAUGACGUUCAAGCAAUAACUCAGUCUGCUUUUCAAGUGAAGAUGAUCCUUACUAUCCGAAAUCUGCAGAAGCAGGAUUUUGGAUCAUAUAAAUGUGCCGCUAAAAAUUCACUCGGUGACGUUGAUUUCAGCAUUCGUUUGUACGAAAUAUCAGGACCAUCGAAAUCACAAAAUGGUAUAUUACCAUCGUACAACGAUGAAGAAGAAGAAAUAGAUGGAGAUGUAUUUUAUGGUUCAACAGAUAUUGAAAAAAUGGAAAAUAAAGCGUAUUCAGUUGACAAUACAGUACAGGGACAUAUCGGUAUUCCAUUCGGAGGAGCUUCCAGUCCAUCACCUACUGUGAAAAUAAACAGACGACGACCUGUUUCAGGCACCAGUUCAUCUUCAGGCAAUCGAAUUUCUUCAGCAUCCUCCCUAUCUCUUCUACAUCGUGAUAUUAAUUUUUCAGUGAUUUUAAUUAUUUUUUUAAGAUUUUUUUCACUUUUAUAAAUAUCCUGCUAUUAUAGCUGCAAGACUGGAAGAAAAGAUUAAUAUGAAAAAAAAAAUAUUAAAAUAAAUUAAGUGAAGGAAAAUAUUUAUAAAAAGACUUAAAUAUAUAUAAAUAAAUAUAUUGUGAAUGCUUAAUGUAUAACUCAUUAAACAUAUAGCAUAGUAUUGUUAUUACAAGUGGAGGGAUAGACGAAAACAUAUCGUUAGUAAAUGUUUUAUGUAAUAAAGAUAUUUAUUAUUUGUUAUCAAUAUUUUAAUUUAAAUUAUAAACAACAUGAGAAACUGGGAGCAUACUUGGAUAUUUGUAGUAAAAAUAAUAACAAUGGAAACAAAUUUGACUAAAUAAUUUUUAAAAACUUGGUAAUAUAG
Messenger RNA from Chelonus insularis, 2105 nucleotides. Its product is annotated as lachesin-like. Gene Ontology annotation, cellular component: neuron projection. The record is from RefSeq and is a predicted model, not a curated record. Lineage: Eukaryota; Metazoa; Arthropoda; Insecta; Hymenoptera; Braconidae. The coding region runs from base 396 to 1736 and encodes 446 amino acids. The transcript is spliced from 10 exons.